This is a messenger RNA of Dufourea novaeangliae, 627 nucleotides long. RefSeq lists its product as uncharacterized. The coding region runs from base 1 to 627 and encodes 208 amino acids. The record is from RefSeq and is a predicted model, not a curated record. Lineage: Eukaryota; Metazoa; Arthropoda; Insecta; Hymenoptera; Halictidae. The transcript has a single exon.
AUGGGACCAAACGUGCACAUUUUUAAUAAUGGACGAAAACGCGCGUAUUUUCAGCUCUCCGUGGCGAGAGUGCAAUCGAAGCCGCAGAUAACGAAGCUAUUUCCGGUCCAGGAGGCCGUGGAAUACCAUCAACGAAUUGGCAACGAGACAAAACCGUUGGACAGGUUUCUCGGUAAGUUACGAGCCACGUACGACUUUGUCUUCCGAAAACCGGAGAACACCAGCAACGUGGAGAAAAUAUUAGCAAAGGACGCACCUGAUCCGGACGUGAACGCGUUCAAAUUGAUCUGGUCGAAUCGGAUGCAAGAAAGCUCGAGGAAGAACAAUGUGGAUGCAGAAAAGUCUCGUCCGACCGAGCACGUUUUCCGUCUAAUGAGGGACGAUUGGGUGAACGAUAUUCAACCUUUGGAUCAGUUGGAACCUCUGGAACCAUUGGAUUUAGAGGACGAAACGGUUGAUAAAGACAGCGAGGUGGAAUUUGUCACUCCGAAAUCCAGUCUACAGUUUCCUGUCACGUUAAGCAGACACCUUGUCGACUGGCUUGGAUCACUUCUGGGGGUCACUUACGGGGUCUACUCGAAGCUGGCCAAAGCUAUUUACAAUAAUAACACUACAGUGAAUAAUUGA